GUUUAUUUAAUUUUAUAUUUAUAUUAAAGUAAUAUAGUUAAAUACUACACAAAUACAGGUAUACAUAUAAAUAAUGGCAGGAAUAUCAUCAGCUAGAUUAUCAGAGGAGCGUAAAAAUUGGAGAAAAGAUCAUCCAUAUGGUUUUUAUGCAAGACCAACAACUAAUACAGAUGGUUCACUAAAUCUUUUUGUUUGGAGUUGUGGUAUCCCAGGUAAAAAAGAUACUAUUUGGGAAAAUGGUGUAUACCCACUUACAAUGGAAUUUACAGAGGAUUAUCCAAGUAAACCACCAAAAUGUAGAUUCCCAAAAGACUUUUUCCAUCCAAAUGUUUACCCAUCUGGUACUGUUUGUUUGAGUAUUUUAAAUGAGGAGUCCGAUUGGAAGCCUUCAAUUACAAUUAAAACAGUUUUAUUAGGUAUUCAAGAUUUAUUAGAUAACCCAAAUCCAAAGAGUCCAGCUCAACAACUCCCAAUUCAUUUAUUUUUGCAAGAUAAAGAUGAAUAUGUUAAAAAGGUUCGUCAACAAGCAAAAAGUUACCCAUUGGCCGAAUAAAAAAAAUUUAAAAAUCAAAUAUAUAAUGUAAACUUAGUAAUGAUCCCAAUCGAAUUUAAGAUUUUAAUAACAAUAAAAAAAUACUAUUAUAAAUGUUAAUAAU
Messenger RNA from Dictyostelium purpureum, 656 nucleotides. RefSeq lists its product as uncharacterized. The record is from RefSeq and is a predicted model, not a curated record. Bases 74 to 553 code for a protein of 159 amino acids. Lineage: Eukaryota; Evosea; Eumycetozoa; Dictyosteliales; Dictyosteliaceae. Gene Ontology annotation, biological process: protein sumoylation. Gene Ontology annotation, molecular function: SUMO conjugating enzyme activity. The transcript has 4 exons. Gene Ontology annotation, cellular component: nucleus.